This is a messenger RNA of Diaporthe batatas, 1131 nucleotides long. RefSeq lists its product as uncharacterized. NCBI's taxonomy places the organism in Eukaryota, Fungi, Ascomycota, Sordariomycetes, Diaporthales, Diaporthaceae. The record is from RefSeq and is a predicted model, not a curated record. The transcript has a single exon. Bases 1 to 1131 code for a protein of 376 amino acids.
AUGCAGCAGCUGUUGCCGGCUGAGAUAGACCCCGCGACAUUGGUGGCCAUGAGAGACUAUAUGGUGACACAACUCGACCAGUUCGAACCUUUUGAUGAACUCCUCUUACGGAAUGCAUCCAUAAGGAUACUCAUCAAGGAUGCAACGGAUAAGCUGCUCCAAUUACAGAACCAAGCACUAUACUUGCUGACAGAAUUGGACGUGAGGGGUCCGGUCAGUGAGGAAAUUCUGCAAACGAACAGCCUCGGCCGGGAAAAUGCGGCUUUGAAGGCACAAAUGGCAAUUCGUGAUACUGAGUUCAUGAAUCUCCGUACCAAUAACCGGCUGCUUGCGCAGAGUUUGGAGGGGUAUAAGAAUAUUCUCCAAACAAACGUGGAGCGAGAGCAAGCCCGGGCAUUGGCGGAGACCCAGCAGAGAGGUAGUGAGCUCGAAGCGGAGCGCGCAAUUAUCAGGGAGCUCAAAAUGGAGUGUGAACGCAUCAAAGACUUUGUGUAUCGCAUCGAAACAGAGCGCGACCAUGCGAAAACUGCCCUAGAACAUCAACACCGCGAGUUCCAAGAGCUUCAGAUACGUCUUGCGGAGGCACAACGGAAGCUCCGCAGUCGCAGCCAGGAGACCGAAAAGCUCUACCAAGCGAUCGGACAGUCCGGACAGGACCACACAAACACACGCCGUCCGCAGAAUCCUGCAGCUACUGAGGGAGGCUUCGGAGUGCCAGCAUCUACCGAAAUCGAUACAAGUAUAGGGGAAAAGAUGCAGAGCCUGGCGACAAUCAAAAGUCGGACGACGAAACUGGAUGGGGCAGAACUUCUCGGGUCCGGGUCCAGGUCCAGGUCUAUAUCCCCGAAGGAUCCCGGGCAACGCGUUGUAAAGGAAGACAAAGGCUCAGGGAACUGCACAGAGGUCAAGACCACCACAGAGAACCUGAAAGGAGCAUCUGUUAAGAAGCCUGGCAGCCCACGGGUGGUAAAACCUAUCGUGCCUCUGUUGCCUCUAAAGACAAUCAUUUGUGCAAAGCCUCCAGAGAAGCAGGACAGUCACCCAACCCAAGAGACAGUGAGCAUUUUCCUACUCUGCAUCGAAAGUUGUAUCCUGCUAAUGAAUCAUAAGAACAACACUGCGCCUGAUUAA